GGGCCCAGCGGCGCCGCCUUCUUCCCCAACACUGCUUCCUUCCACGGCAGUAUAAAGCACCCGCGCCUCCUCACGUUCCAGGUCAAUCCACAAAUCCAACCAAGAAGUAGAAGACAAGAAGCGCUCGGUGACUUCGUUUCGUGUGGGAGGAGGAGGAGAAGAGCAAGGCGAUGAGCUUGAGGUACAUGAGCCGUGUGGGCGCGCGGGCGGCGCAGGCGGUGCGGGAGAGCACCGGCAGGUCCGUCAAGGACAAGGCGCAGUCGGCCUCGUCGUCGUCGGCGUCGAUGGCGCGGAGCAGCAGGGCGGCCGGGUCGUCGGUGGACUCGGGUAGCGUGAGCGCCGCGGCGGCGGCGAGGAGGAAGGCGGAGGAGGAGAAGCGGCGCCGGGCCGAGCAGGCGCUGCGCACCGUCAUGUUCCUCUCCGUCUGGGGGCCCAACACCUAGAAUUAGCAGAGCGUCUCUCUCUGCGUGUGAUACUAGUUUCUCUGCGUCUCUCUGCGCGUGCACACCUAGCGUUGUGCACGUUUGUGUUUGAGUUGAAGGAAAAAAAUUGUAAAUGAUCUAAUAUAUGGACACAUCGAUACUUUGAUUCUUGGAAAAG
Messenger RNA from Panicum virgatum (switchgrass), 600 nucleotides. RefSeq lists its product as uncharacterized. NCBI's taxonomy places the organism in Eukaryota, Viridiplantae, Streptophyta, Magnoliopsida, Poales, Poaceae. The record is from RefSeq and is a predicted model, not a curated record. The transcript has a single exon. Bases 171 to 443 code for a protein of 90 amino acids.